AUGGUACCGGUAGAUGCACUGGUGUACAAGCUCCUCACCUUGGGGGCUCCAAAAGCCGCUCGCUGCAGGAAUGACUUCGUUGCUCUGGUGCUGCUGACGAUUUGGACUACUGGCCUCUACGACCUCUCGGAGGCUGGUGGGACAGAUGCAGACGUCGUUCUGUUGUGCGCGUCCUUGGAGUGGAUCGAGUUCUAUGCUGGCUCAGCUCGGUGCACUUCAAAGGUGCGCUUGAAAGGUUACACGGGGGAACAUCGAAACGAUGUGCUUGUGACCCAUGGGGAGAUCGAAGCCGACCUUCAGUUCGCGAUCUACCCAACGCCCUUUGCUGAAGCGGUGGCAGACAUCUUCGAGGAUUUGAGGUCGUCGGCUAUGGGUUGCCCCGCAGUACCGGACAUGCCUAGUGGAUCGGGUCUUGAAGCCUUUAAAGCAGCGCAAACGCCAGCAGAUGUGCAGCGGCUCUUCCGGCAGGCGGACCUUAGGUCUGCCUACGAUUAUAUGAGAGGAGGAACCCAUCUACAGAUCCCUCCUGAGUGGAAAGCCCUGUUCCCUGCUAGACACAGAAAGAGGUCUUGA
Messenger RNA from Symbiodinium sp. CCMP2592, 573 nucleotides. Lineage: Eukaryota; Dinophyceae; Suessiales; Symbiodiniaceae. The record is from the annotation of a GenBank genome assembly.